AUGUCUGUGGAUAUUGAGGCAACUUAUAAGAAAGUCUCGCAGCUUGAACACGUUCUUCUACGUCCUGAUACUUAUAUCGGCUCUAUUCAAUACACACAAACGUCAACUUGGGUCUACGAUUCAGAAGCCGAUAAACUUGUUUAUCGAGAAAUAUCUUAUGUGCCUGGAUUGUACAAGAUUUUUGAUGAAAUUCUGGUAAAUGCUGCUGACAAUAAACAAAGAGAUCCCAAAAUGAAUACAAUCAAAGUUGAUAUUGACAAGUUUGGUUUUCCUUAUUUGGAAGUUGAUUUCAAUGAAAUAUUUAGGGAAAAUAACUCCAUCUCUGUUUGGAAUAAUGGUCGUGGAAUUCCUGUUGUUAUGCACAAGGUUGAAAAGAUGUAUGUGCCAGAAAUGAUUUUCGGAACGUUGCUUACCUCUUCUAACUACAAUGACAACGAGAAAAAAACAACUGGUGGUCGAAAUGGUUAUGGGGCUAAGCUGACCAAUAUUUUUAGCAAAAAGUUUACUGUUGAAACUUCUAGUUCUGAGUAUGGUCGGAAAUUCAAACAGACUUGGGUUAAUAGUAUGAAAAAGCAAGGGGAAGCAACUAUUUCGGAUAGUACAAAGGAUGAUUACACAAAAGUUGUUUUUCAACCAGAUUUGAAGCUUUUCAAAAUGGAAGAAUUGGAUGACGAUAUUAUUGGAUUAAUGUCACGUCGAGCAUAUGAUAUGGCAGGGACAACUCGCGGAGUUAAAGUUUUUCUGAAUGGAAAGAAAAUCCCUUGUCAAGGCUUUAAACAAUAUGUUGAACAAUAUACCAGUCAACUGCAUAAUGAUGAUGGUACUCCUGUCAAAGUUUCCUUUGAGACUGUUAGUGACCGUUGGGAGGUUGCUUUGUGUAUUUCUGACACUGGAAAUUUUAAACAAGUUUCUUUUGUUAACAGCAUUUCUACACCAAAGGGAGGAACUCAUGUUGAUUUAGUUGCUAAUCAAAUUGCUGGCAGUCUUGUUGAAAUUGUAAAGAAGAAAGUUGGAAAGAAUAAUAUGGCAGUUAAACCAGCACAAAUAAAGAAUCAUAUGUGGGUUUUUGUCAAUUCCUUAAUUGAAAAUCCUGCAUUCGACUCACAAACAAAAGAAACGCUUACUUUACCUGCAAAAAGUUUUGGUUCAAAGUGUGAAUUGAGUGAAAAGUUUUUGAAAGAAGCACAAAAAUGUGGAAUUGUCGAUCUUGUUUUGAAUUGGGUUCAAUUUAAGCAAAAUCAGCAAAAAGAUAAAAUUGGAGGGAAAAAAACUGCAAAGCUUAAGGGAGUUGCCAAAUUGGAAGAUGCGAACGAAGCUGGAACUCGUAAUUCUUGUAAAUGUACGCUUAUUCUAACUGAAGGAGAUUCAGCCAAAACUUUGGCUGUUGCUGGAUUGGGAGUCAUCGGUCGCGAUUUUUAUGGUGUUUUUCCUCUUCGUGGAAAGCUUUUAAAUGUUAGAGAUGCAAAUCAUAAACAGAUAACGGACAAUGCUGAAAUUAAUAAUAUGAUUAAAAUUAUUGGUCUUCAAUAUAAAAAGAAGUAUGAUGUUGACGCUGAUUUGGAUUCUCUUCGUUAUGGAAAGAUUAUGAUAAUGGCUGAUCAGGAUCAAGAUGGUUCUCACAUCAAAGGAUUGGUCAUCAACUUUAUUCAUUCAAAUUGGCCUUCCUUAAUUCGUCGUAACUUUGUUGAAGAAUUUAUUACUCCAAUUGUUAAGGCAUCUAAAGGAAAGGAAUCUCGCAGUUUCUUUUCAAUCCCUGAAUAUGUUGAAUGGAGAAAAUCAACUGAUAAUUGGAAAUCCUGGAAAAUAAAAUAUUAUAAGGGAUUGGGUACUUCAACAUCCAUUGAAGCAAAAGAAUAUUUCUCAAAUAUGCUUCGUCAUCGCAUUCCUUUCAAAUAUAGAGAUGAAGAUGAUGACAGUGCAAUUGAAUUAGCCUUUUCCAAAAAGAAAAUUGAAGAUCGAAAGGAUUGGUUAACAAAAUGGAUGGAGGACAGAAAACGACGCCGUGAACGUGGAGAUAUGGAUAUCUAUCUUUAUGAUAAAGAUACUCGGAGUGUUACCUUUUCGGAAUUUAUUAAUAAAGAAUUGGUGCUUUUUUCGAAUACAGACAAUGAACGCUCCAUUCCGAGUUUGGUAGAUGGAUUGAAACCUGGACAGAGGAAGGUUCUCUUCACAUGUUUCAAACGCGCCGAUAAAAAAGAAGUCAAAGUUGCACAAUUGGCUGGUGCUGUUGGUGAAAUGUCAGCAUAUCAUCAUGGAGAACAAUCAUUAAUGUCAACAAUUGUGAAUUUGGCUCAAAACUAUGUUGGCUCUAAUAACAUCAAUCUAUUAAUGCCAAUUGGGCAAUUUGGUACUCGAUUACAAGGAGGAAAAGAUAAUGCUUCGCCUCGUUAUAUUUUCACUCAACUUAAUCCUGUAACUAAAACUCUUUUUCCUCCAUCUGAUGAAAAUGUUCUUCGUUUCCUUUAUGAAGAAAAUCAACGAAUUGAGCCUGAAUGGUAUUGUCCUGUUAUUCCAACUGUUCUUGCAAAUGGGGCUGAAGGUAUCGGAACUGGAUGGUCUACAGUAGUUCCAAAUUACAAUCCUCGUGAAUUGGUCGACCAAAUGCGUCGUUUAAUCAAAGGAGAGCCUCUUCAGCCUAUGAUUCCAUGGUAUAAAGGUUUUACUGGCGAAAUAGUUGGUAGCAACAAUAAUGGCAAAUUUGAAUCUCGUGGCAUUAUUAAUGUUAUUGAGAAUGGCACAGUUGAAAUUACUGAACUUCCUGUCAAAACUUGGACACAAACUUACAAAGAGAAAAUUAUUGAACCAAUGUUUGAUGGUUCAGAGAAGAAUAAACCGCAACUACUUCAAGACUACAAAGAAUAUCAUACAGACACUACUGUGCAUUUUAUUUGUAGAUUAAAGCCUGAUGACAUGGCAAAAGCAGAACAGAAAGGAUUGUACGAUGUGUUCUCGCUUAAAUCAAGUAUUAAUACUUCGAAUAUGGUUUUGUUUGAUGCAGCAGGUUGUCUACGUAAAUUUGAAACGCCUGAACAAAUAUGCCAAGAAUUCUUUGACUGUAGAAAGGAAUUGUAUAAGAAGAGGAAGGCGUAUCUUGAAGGAAUGUUGCAAGCACAAAGUAACCAGCUUUCUGAAAAGGCUCGCUUUAUUAUGAUGAAAAUUAACGGCGAAAUCCAUAUCGAGAAUAAAAGAAAGUCUGCAAUUAUUGAACAAUUGCAGAAAAACAAGUUCAAGCCAGAUCCUGUAAAACAGUGGAAGGAGGAACAAAAACGUAAGGAAUUGGAAAUGUGUGGGGAAGCGAAUCUUACCGAAGAUGAGGAAGAGGACGAGGCUGAAGAAAAUGAAGCUGUCAACGUCGAACUUGAAAAGAAGGUUUCCGACUAUGAUUAUUUAGUUGGAAUGGCUAUUUGGAAAUUAUCUAUGGAAGACAAAGAUAAAUUGCUAGCUGAAAGUGAAGCAAAAAAGAAGGAAUUGAAUAUUUUGAAAGGAAAGGAAUGGUUUGAUUUAUACGAGGAAGACUUGAAAACAUUUUUGGAUGCUUUGGAUGCACAGGAAGAUAAGGAAAAUAAAGAAGCAAAUGCCGGGAAAAUCAAACCGAAAAUGAAGGUGGAAAAGGCAAAAAAGCGUCAAGUCAAAGAUGAUAGUGAUUCGGAUUCUGAUUUUAUUGUCAAGAAGAAAGAGAAACGUCGACAAAUAGUUGACGAUGAUGAUGAACCUGAUCCUGAUGUAGUUGUUAAGAAGAAGAAAGAAAAACGGCGCCAGAUAAUAGAGGAUGACGAUGAUGAUGAUUUUGUUAUUACCAAUAAGAAGAAAAAGCAACCUAACAAAUAA
Meloidogyne enterolobii is the source of this 3828-nucleotide messenger RNA. The record is from the annotation of a GenBank genome assembly. NCBI's taxonomy places the organism in Eukaryota, Metazoa, Nematoda, Chromadorea, Rhabditida, Meloidogynidae.